AGUAUUGCACAGACUUUCCAUGAUUCCACACCAACCUUGAAAGCCCCCUCUCACCACAGGAAGUGCGCUGACCACUGGAGAAAUAAAAGAGACUCGAAGGAGCAGUUCCUCAUCCUCUCUCUGCACAGCUCGGCAGGACCUCAGCCAUGAGACUUCUCAUCCUGGUCUUCCUCGGCCUCUGCUGUCUCGCCGCUUACACUGUGGAAGGUGUGGGGAGUGAAGUCCUUGAAAAGACCAUCUGUGUGAGCCUCACCACCCGGCGACUGCCAGUUAAGAACAUCAAGACCUACACCAUCAAAGAGGGCUCCAUGAAGGCAGUGAUAUUUUUUACCAAACGUGGCCUUAAAGUCUGUGCUGAUCCACAUGUUGAAUGGGUGAAAAAAGCAGUCCAUACGAUAGACAAGUCCACCAGAAGAAAUGUGAACCAGACCAAGCCCACAGGAGCCCAACAGUCCACCAAUACAGCUGUGACCGUGACUGGGCAGUGACCCUUUGGCACCUUGUCCCCUUGCUAGCCAGCCAGCUCCUUCCUCUUUAAAGUUCAUGGACUACUUACAUUAUAUUCACCUUUUAUAAAAGUGCUACAUGAAUCAAAUAUUUUCUUGUAUUUUAAUUUUUUUAUGUCUUUCAUAUUCAUUUGGAUGCUUUAAUUAAUAAAUAUUUAUUAUUAGGAA
Messenger RNA from Camelus dromedarius (Arabian camel), 674 nucleotides. RefSeq names its product X-C motif chemokine ligand 1 (gene XCL1). The transcript is spliced from 3 exons. The record is from RefSeq and is a predicted model, not a curated record. The coding region runs from base 147 to 488 and encodes 113 amino acids. NCBI's taxonomy places the organism in Eukaryota, Metazoa, Chordata, Mammalia, Artiodactyla, Camelidae. Gene Ontology annotation, molecular function: chemokine activity. Gene Ontology annotation, cellular component: extracellular region. Gene Ontology annotation, biological process: positive regulation of T cell chemotaxis; eosinophil chemotaxis; immune response.